AUGAAGUCGUUUAACUUAUUUGCACUUUUCUUGAUCAUUCUUACGAUUUUUUGUGCCGUUGAUUCUGCAGUCAUUGAUCACGAAAAAAUACAAAAUCACCGAAACAUUAUUAUUAAGCGUGGUUUUGAUAACAAAAUUAAUUAUGCAUUUUGUAAAUUUCGCGUCUAUAAAGAUGGAAAACCUUUUACAAGCGAAGUUGGGCCUUCUAAAGAAAAUGAAGAGGAGGACAAAUCUUCUAUAUUUAAGUGUCCUCUUCUUCCUAUCGAUAAAGACAAUGAAGAUCUAACGCCUGUCGGUAAAUGCAAAGAAGGAAAGUUUGUUCCUGAAGAGGAAGAAGGGAAACUUGCUCCCGAAAAAGAAAAUCCUAUUUCCGAAGAAAAAGAAAAUCCUAUUUCCGAAGAAAACGAAAAUCCUAUUUUCAAAGAAGAAAAGCCUGUUUCAGAAGAAAAAGAAAAACCCAGUUGCGAAGAAAAAGAAGAUCCUAGUUCCGAAGAAAAAGAAAAUCUUAUUUCCGAAGAAAAAGAAAAUCCUAUUUUCAAAGAAGAAAAUCCUAGUUGCGAAGAAAAAGAAAAUCCUAGUUGCGAAGAAAAAGAAAAUCCUAGUUGCGAAGAAAAAGAAAAUCCUAAUUCCGAAGAAAAAGAAAAUCCUAGUUCCGAAGAAAAAGAAAAGCCUAGUUCCGAAGAAAAAGAAAAACCUAGUUCCGAAGAAAAAGAAAAUCCUUGUUCCGAAGAAAAAGUAAAUCCUAAAAAAGAAAAUCCUAGUUCCGAAGAAAAAGAAAAUCCUAGUUCCGAAGAAAAAGAAAAUCCUAGUUCCGAAGAAAAAGAAAAUUCUAGUUCCGAAGAAAAAGAAAAUUCUAUUUCCGAAGAAGAAAAUCCUAAUUGCGAAGAAAAAGAAAACCCUAUUUCUGAAGAAAAAAAAAAUCCUAGCCCCGAAGAAAAAGAAAAUCCUAGUUCCGAAGAAAAAGAAAAUUCUAUUUCUGAAGAAAAAGAAAAUCCUAGUUCCGAAGAAAAAGAAAAUCCUAGUCCCGAAGAAAAAGAAAAUCCUAGUUCCGAAGAAAAAGAAAAUUCUAUUUCCGAAGAAAAAGAAAAUCCUAUUUCUGAAGAAAAAGAAAAUCCUAUUUCUGAAGAAAAAGAAAAUCCUAGUUCCGAAGAAAAAGAAAAUCCUAUUUCCGAAGAAGAAAACCCUAUUUCCGAAGAAAGUUGUAUUUCUGAAAAAAAGGAACCUAUUUCUAAAGAACUUAUUUCCGUGGAAGAAGAACCCAUACAGUCUCUUCUAAACGCUCCCGAAGAUAAUAAAUUUGAAUAUUGA
Messenger RNA from Dentiscutata erythropus, 1308 nucleotides. The record is from the annotation of a GenBank genome assembly. Lineage: Eukaryota; Fungi; Glomeromycota; Glomeromycetes; Diversisporales; Gigasporaceae.